AUGAAUAAGGGCUGCUACACCUGCCGACGUCGCCGCGUGAUCUGCGAUAAUGCCCAGCCCACCUGCCGAAAGUGUCGCAAUGCGGGGAAAGAAUGUCUGGGGUACCAGAAGCCCUUGGUCUGGGUCAAGGGCGGCGUGGCGAGCCGGGGUAAAAUGAUGGGGCGCAGCUUUGAUGAUACGAAGAAGCUGGCUCCGGACUCGAAGCAACAAUUUCCGGCUGAGGCCCACGAUCCCACAGGCAAUACCAGCUUCGGCUUCUUCUCUGUCGUCGCGCCCUCUGAUGCCGAAUUGCUGGGCUCGGGGAUUCAACCCAAUCUGCAGACGAACAUUUGGGAUCAUGGAAUGCCAGAGGUCGCACUGGCUGGAUCAGAAGAGCCGGACACCCGCGUGGUCCACGUUCGCUCGGUCACUCCUCCCGAGUAUAUCUCGGCACCCUGGGGACUAGUUGAUCCCCUGCUCAAGGAUCUCGGUCCACUCUCCAGGCACUAUAUCUUCCAUUAUAAUCAACACAUGGUCGGCGAUUUCGCGUUGUAUUCGCAAUUCAAAAACCCGUUCCGUGAUAUCAUCUCGCUGGUUGGCCACUCACCCGUUCUGGCGCACAGUAUCUCCGCCAUGGGAGCUUUACACUAUUCCCUGGUCUCAGAUUCGGACACCACUUUGAUGCCAUGGUCGACCAACAACCUAGAAACGGUCAGCUGGGUCCUAACGCCAGAAGAAAUCGAAAACGUCAUCACGCCUGCGGCCUCGCGCCGCCCGUCUUCAAAGGUCUAUCAGCAGUUCUUAGAAUUCAAGCAGCGCGCCCUGCACCAGCUGUCCAUGGACCUUGACAGCCCUGUCAUGCAGCGAGACCACCGGACGCUGGCAGGCAUUGUCGUCCUUGCACUUCUGGAUCUGUUCGAGUCGGGUAGCGGGGCGUGGAGCUAUCACAUUGAGGGCGCCAAAAAGCUGAUUAAGAGUCGACCGAAGGACGAGCUGCCCCAGGGAAUCCUCGAGGGACUAGAAACAUUUGCCAUUGAUGGGUGUCUGAUAAUGGAAAUCAUGGGCUCCACGCUAGCACGCUGCGGCGCUCUCUCCCCGCCAUUCUACUCGUGGAUGGGACCAGUGAUCCUCAAGCGACUCGAAGAAACCUCAUGGGUUGGCUGCCCCGCCUACCUGCUAGAAGUCAUCUUCUUCAUCCACGCACUCUGGUACCCAGAAUCGGAACCCGCCAUAUCCAUCCCCCUACCCGCCGCCGUUCAACCAGGCCAACCACUCACACCCGAAUCCUUUGCAGCGCUCCUCCAGGGAAUCCGCAACUUCGACCCAGUAGCCUGGGCCGAGGAAAUGCAAGCCUUCUUCUUCAUCCCAGACCUCUCCUCGCGCAUCGCCCUAGCCGCCGCCUACCAAGCCGCCGUGUACCUGUACACCAGCCGCGUGCUCUCGCGCCCACGCCCGGGCUUCUCCCCGCCCUGGUCCGACCUCGGCCUCCCCGCCGACCACGAGCGCGUCGCCACAGACCUCCUCGCCCAGAUCUGUCUCAUCCCGGUCUCCGACCCACACUUCAAAUGCCUGAUUUGGCCCUCGUUCAUUGCCGGCGCCGAGUCUCAUCGCCUCUCGCAGCGCGCUCUCGUCCUUGAGAAACUCGGUACAAUCUACCAGGCCGUGACUAGCGUUAAUGUGCGCAAUGCUGCCUGGGUCCUGCGCUUGAUGUGGCAGAAACAUGAUCUCAAACGCCGUGAGCGCCGUCGUCUUUUUCGUCCCUUCUCUGUGGACGACUCCGCCGGCGAGGGUGCUGCUGCUCAGGAUCGUGUUAAUAGUGAUGACGAUGAGGAUGACGAUGAUGAGUAUGAUGAUAUGUUCGACUGGGUCGAGGAGCUGGAUCAUUCAAGAUUGGACUGGCUGUUUAUUUAA
Penicillium alfredii is the source of this 1890-nucleotide messenger RNA. Its product is annotated as Zn(II)2Cys6 transcription factor. Gene Ontology annotation, molecular function: zinc ion binding; DNA-binding transcription factor activity, RNA polymerase II-specific. The coding region runs from base 1 to 1890 and encodes 629 amino acids. The transcript has 3 exons. Lineage: Eukaryota; Fungi; Ascomycota; Eurotiomycetes; Eurotiales; Aspergillaceae. Gene Ontology annotation, biological process: regulation of DNA-templated transcription. The record is from RefSeq and is a predicted model, not a curated record.